UGCUGUAUCACAGUCAAGAGGAAAAGAGUAUGCAACUUUGGGCAUGAGUUGUCAUCAGAGAACAUGAAAAUGCAAAUGGAAAGAAGCAGAAGCUUUAAUUAGGGAACUUUUAGCAAUUGAGGAAUGAAUAGCACAGGGGAAAAAUCUAUUCUAGAAGAAGUACUGGUAAAGAAGUCUCAGCAGAAGAAGAAAAUCUCUCCAAAUAAUUACAAAGAGCGCUUGUUUGUUCUUACAAAAACAAGCCUCUCUUACUAUGAAUAUGAAAAGGAGAAAAAAGGAACUAGAAAAGGAUCAAUUGAUGUUAAGAACAUUCGAUGUGCUGAGGCAGUAGAUCUUGAGGAACAAACCCUUCCAGGAAGACAAUAUCCCUUCCAGAUUGUGUACAAAGGUGGCCUCCUGUACAUCUUCUCUGCAAGUGAAGACAGUCGAAGACGAUGGCUGGAGGCUUUGCAUAGAGAGAUGAAAGAUAAUACAGAUUUACUAAACAAAUACCACAGUGGUUUCUUUUCCAGUGGGAAGUUCCUCUGCUGCAACCAGACUUGCAAAGCAGCUCCUGGAUGCACAAUAUGGGAAAAAUACUCCAGCCUACACAGUGUAAGCAGUGCAGUGAAACCACUCCCACCCAUACCAGGACAACUGUGGGAAGUUGAAAAGGUUGAAAAUAUUUCUCAUUGUACUGGUUCCUCAAGCACCCCUAGCCCACAGAAAAUAGCUAUAGAGACGCCUAGCCCUUGGACCAAAAUUGUUGAUGGGUCUCAGACUGGCACUAAUCCAGAGACCACGGCUUUGAGCACCACUGCUGCAGAUGACAAUAAACUGAAAUUGGGAGAAAUUGUUUAUAACUGUUUUGGUGGCAAUGCUGCAGAAUACCUGUACAGUAUUGUAGAUUUCAUUCUGAGUGGCUUCUACAACAAAGGGGAUGUUCCCACUAGGUGA
Molecule: messenger RNA, 936 nt
Organism: Sceloporus undulatus (fence lizard)
Lineage: Eukaryota; Metazoa; Chordata; Lepidosauria; Squamata; Phrynosomatidae
Product: cytoplasmic tyrosine-protein kinase BMX-like
Exons: 8
Coding region: 124-936 (270 amino acids)
Biological process (GO): intracellular signal transduction
Source: RefSeq, a predicted model, not a curated record